Cornus florida is the source of this 969-nucleotide messenger RNA. Its product is annotated as UPF0496 protein 1-like. Lineage: Eukaryota; Viridiplantae; Streptophyta; Magnoliopsida; Cornales; Cornaceae. The transcript has a single exon. The coding region runs from base 1 to 969 and encodes 322 amino acids. The record is from RefSeq and is a predicted model, not a curated record.
AUGGGUGGUGAUUCUAGCAAACAAAGGCAACAGCAUCGAUAUUCAGACAUCGCGUCUGAUCUGAUAGCCUACAUAGACGCGUGUCGACUCGACCCAUUUCUUCAGUCAUUCGAUUCCACCCUCCAAAAACGCAUCACCGGAGUCAUCCACACCCUCGCAGUGGACGUCGGUGCUCGGUCAGUCUCUCUGGACUCACUGAGAAAGCUCACAGACUGCAUCCUCAAAACCAAUGAACAGGUGGUCAAUUUCAUUCUCGAAAACCAAAAGGACAUGUUCAAUAAGGAAGAGCUUUUCGAUUUCGUGAAAUGCUACCUGGAAAACAGUCUUCAGGAUGUGAAUGACUUUUAUACUCUCGACGAGUACCUCAACAGCCAUUUGAUGAUUCAAUUUGACGAUAGACACAGCGAAUGCAUGUGGUGGGAAAAAGAAAAAUUCUACUCGGGGACGCUAAAGAAGCUGGAGGAUUUCAAGACUGCAGGUGAUCCAUUUACGCAAGGGGGGUCGUCCUCUGCCUCUGUGCUGAUAUGUUCUGUUGUGGCGACCGCGCUUACUUCACCGCCGGUUGUGAUGGCUUUGGCGGCUGUGGCUGCGGCUAGGUCGAAUUUGGCGUCAAUGGGUGGAUGGAUUAAUUCCCUUUGGAAGAAGUAUGAGAAUGAGGUGGAAGGACAGAGCAAUAUGAAAACGAGUUCAUUAGUUUAUGGGACUUCCAUUGGGAAAUGUGACUUGGACAGCAUUGGAGUACUUGUGGAUCAAUUGGAAAUUGAGGUUAAGUCAGUGUUAGAUACAUCUGAUUUUUAUGGUAAAAAAGAGGUUGAUGUGAUGCGGACUAUAGAUGAGAUCCAGGAGAAGCUGCGUGUGUUUGAGGAUUUUAGAAAGCAUAUUAAUAAAUGUCGCGGUGAUAUAGAGAUGGGGAAGAACAAGAUCGUGGCGAUUAUCAGAAUUCCCAUAAAGCCUACGCCUUGGUUUUAA